This is a messenger RNA of Chinchilla lanigera (long-tailed chinchilla), 3562 nucleotides long. RefSeq names its product lectin, galactoside-binding, soluble, 12 (gene Lgals12). Bases 943 to 1887 code for a protein of 314 amino acids. Gene Ontology annotation, biological process: intrinsic apoptotic signaling pathway; lymphatic endothelial cell migration. Lineage: Eukaryota; Metazoa; Chordata; Mammalia; Rodentia; Chinchillidae. Gene Ontology annotation, molecular function: lactose binding; integrin binding. The transcript has 9 exons. The record is from RefSeq and is a predicted model, not a curated record.
AAGCAGGUCUUGGAGUGGAGAGGUUGGGGGGCCUGGCCUCAGGCCAGAGAUGGUCUGGUCCUAGGGGGCUCCACUGGCCUCCCCGGGCACCUCUUUUUCCUGGAUGCACCUGACCUAGUUUGCCACGUAAGCAUCUGCUCCCCACUCCGCUCACCCAGCAAGAUCUGCACCCUAACCCUUCCGGUUACACCCAAGCCGGAGCUUUUAGAGCCACAGAGGCGCCUGUUCAAAUACAGCUUCCAGGGCCUGGCACCCAGGUCCAGGGGAGCCAUGGCCACGCAGUCCUGGCUCUAGCGCCUUACCCGGACCCUUGCCCUCUUCCCUCUGUCCCACACACCAUACAACUGGCCGCUGGCCUCAGCCCCUCCUGCCAGGACCUCCAGCUGUGGUACAUGGCCUCCCAAGUCAGGCUAAAGGUGACAGCUGUGCACUCCUGAAGGGAAGGCUUCCUGGAACAAACGAGCGUUGGAAAGCCUUCAGGCCCGCUCUGGCACAGACCCCAGUGAGAAGCUACUGUGGCUUCACUCUCGUCCACAGAGGAACAGAAAGGGGCAGCAGCUUGCCCAGGAGCACACAGCAUGCCAGAGCAGAGGCUGAGGAGGAGCCCAGGCCUCUGUGCCCCCAGCCCCCCACUCUCUUCUCAGUCUGCAGUGGGGGUCCUCUCCCUGCCUGCUUUCACCCUGCUCUCAUGUGGCCCCAGCUGCUCCUGGCUAAUGCUGAAAUGGGCCCAGAGGGGCCCUGGGAAACUGGGAAACAGGGGAGUGAGGCAAGGGGCAGGGGGUGGAGGAGGACAGGCUUUCAAACAGAUGGGCCCUCCCCAGGCCGAACACGUGUCCACCCCUCCUCACUGGCCCGGGAGCUGUAGGCCGUGAGGACAGCUCCAGGCCCCACCACCCCACCCACCUUAGUCGGCUGUAGAGCGUCGCAGCCCCAGGGGCAGCCAUGGCCCCCGGGGAGAAGCUGGACCCAGUUCCUGACAGCUUUAUCCUGCAGCCUCCCACCUUCUACCCGGUGGUUCCGUAUAUCACAACCAUUUUUGGAGGUCUGCACGCAGGCAAGAUGGUCGUGCUUCAGGGAGCAGUCCCCAGAGAUGCACGCAGGUUUCAGGUGGACUUCCAGUGCGGCUGCAGCCUGGACCCGCGGCCAGACAUCGCCAUCCACUUCAACCCUCGCUUCCACACCACCAGACCCCACGUCAUCUGCAACACCUUGCAUGCAGGACACUGGCAGAUGGAGGCCCGGUGGCCUGGGCUGGCCCUGCAGAGAGGGGCCAGCUUCCUCAUUCUCUUCCUCUUUGGGAAUGAGGCGGUGAAGGUGAGCGUUAAUGGACAGCACUUCCUCCACUACCGCUACCGGCUCCCGUUGUCUCGGGUGGACACCCUGGGCAUAUUUGGGGACAUCUCAGUGCAGGCUGUUGGAUUCCUGAACAUCAGCCCAUUUGCAGAAGGUAGCAGAGAGUACCCGGCUGGACACCCCCUCCUGCUUCAGAGUCCUGAGCUGGAGCUUCCCUGUUCACGCACCCUUCCUCAAGGACUCUGGCCUGGACAGGUCAUCAUAGUUCGGGGACUGGUCUUGCAAGAGCCAAAGGACUUCACACUGAGCCUGAGGGACGAGGCUGCCCGCACACCUGUGAUGCUCAGGGCCUCCUUUGCAGACCGAACACUGGCCUGGGUCUCUCCCUGGGGACGCAAGACACUGAUCUUGGCACCCUUCCUCUUUCACCCCCAGCGAUUCUUCGAGGUGCUGCUCCUAUGCCAGGAGGGGGGGCUGAAGCUGGCACUCAAUGGGCAGGGCCUGGGCGCCAUGAGCGUGGGCCAGGAGGUGCUGGAGAGACUGCGGGAGCUCCAGGUCAGAGGAAACGUCCAGCUGUACUGUGUCCACUGCUGAGGAGCUCAAAGUGGUCUGGCCAGAAGAGGAAGCCAGCCUGCACGAGGGCCUCGAAAUGUGGUACCCACCUGCUACCACCAUACAGACCUCAUUCACCCCUGUGGCUGCAUCCUGGUCUGCACCGUGUGAGACGGCUCCAACACUGCAAGUCCCCCACCCAGAGCUGGGGUUUGCUUCGGCUUCCUUCAGGGCCGCACUGUGCCCAGGGGCCAGGCUGUGGAGCCUAGCGAAGAUUCUCAGAAGUACAGGGGCCUCAAAAACCUGGACAUUUACUCCAUUGCUACCCAGAAGCUCAGGAGAGACUGGCCCAGGCCAGCAGGGCACUUGCCUCCCCAGCACUCAGACUCCAUCUUUGCCAUCUGUCCUUCCCAGGCCCCAGUAGCAGCAGUUGCACUGGAGUUUGAGAUCUCGUGAGUCCAGGCUGGGCCUAACACACUACUCACACCCAUCCGUCAGCCGGCUUCUAUCCGUGACACAGGCUGAAGCUGCAUGUAGGGCUUCUCCAGAGCAAGUCGCAGGGCCACCAUUACAUAGUAACAGCAGGCGGGAGAGGCGGAGGGAGAGGGAGGCCUGCCCUUCCCUGCGGGGACAACAGCACAGGCACACAGCCAGUCUGCAUUCCUCCACCGGCCACGCAGGCGUCAGGGGGCCCCUAGGUUACCGUGCAGCCCAGGUGUGUCAUGGCCUGUGCCACUCCGGCUCAUGUGGGUUCCCUCUGUGAUGUCCACACAAUGAUGGAAUUGCCAAACAACGCAUUUCUAGAUCUUAUCCAUCGUGGAGUGACACAUAAGGGAGCACUCAGAGAAACUGAACCUAUGUGAUGGAAUAGCUGGAAUGAGUAUUUUUGUAACUAUGUUCUACAAGAAGAGAGCAAUAGCCUUCGCUCAUCCAUUUACCAAGAUUGAUCUAUCACAGGGAGAAUCUUAGUAAAUUCCCUGGAGCAGAGAUUUCAAAGCAAACCCUCAGCAUAGCCAAGGGAACCUGGGCAUCAGUGAGAGUGGUGACCACCUGGAAACCAAGGCGCUGGGCUCUGGACAGGAUCUGGGCCAAGGAGGAGCCAACACACACUGGCUGAGUCAGGAACUGCCGACCCAAGGUCAGAGCAAAGGGAAGGCUACAAGCAGCUCCGCCCUGGCGCCAUUGCCGAGCUGGGAGCAAAGUCUGUGCUGCUGCUGCUGAGUGUGUACACACUUAGGACUGGUGUGCUGUACAGAAAAGAAUUUAACAGACCAGACCUAAGGCAGCAGCUCUUAGAAAUCCCUGCAUAGAAGGCUGGCUUUGGCCUCCUGGAAACACGACUGGGCAGUUCCCACACUGACACAGAAUUUGCCCUAAAUGAUAGAGUGACUCGCUGUGCCAAGGUCAGGGUGACAGUGUGGCCCAUGCUGAGUGCCAGCCUUCCUUAUGGGAGUCCAGCAUCUCUGUAAAUGCUAGGCAGAGAGCACCUACGCCACUCACCUUCAACAAAAACUCCAGGCUUCUGAUGCAGGCGACACCUCUGCAACACACUCACACACGUCGUCAUGACUCCCGAGGGAGGAGCUGGCAGGUCCUGUGUGUGACCAUAGUGAGGACUCUCAGAGGCCUGCACCUGGCUUCCUCUGGACACUGCCCCUUGGACCUUUCCCUUUGCUGAUUUUGCUUUGUAUCCUUUGCCCUAAUAAAUCUUAGCUGU